AUGUCCAUUUUCAUAUCCACUCAACUUGUUCAAUUCCACUACUCUAGAAGGUUGCUGCUGUCACAACCAAACCCUGAAAACCACCACAAUUCUUCAGACACUUACACCACUGCUGCUAACAACAGCGUCGAUGGAAACAUUGUUAUCGUGGUUCUGUCGGUCCUCUUCUGUGCCUUUAUCUGCUCACUUGGACUCAGUUCCAUGAUUAGGUGCGCGUUGAGGUGCUGGAGUUUACGUGCCUCGGAACCCGGAGGCAGUAAUACCUCAGCUAGGUUAGCAAACAAAGGGGUCAAGCGAAAAGCAUUGAAGACAUUUCCGACCGUAAACUAUUCGACCGAGUUGAAGCUGCCGGGGUUGGACUCCGAGUGUGUCAUUUGUCUUUCGGAUUUCACUCCUGGUGAGCGCUUGCGGCUUCUGCCCAAGUGCAACCAUGGUUUCCAUGUUCGAUGCAUCGAUAAGUGGCUGAGCUCCCAUUCAUCUUGUCCUAAAUGCAGGCAGUGCCUCAUCGAGACAUGCGAAAAGAUUGUUGGGUGUAGCCAAGCAAGUGCGAGCUCGUCGGAUCCAACUCCGCAGCGAGAAACUAUUGUGACCAUACAACCGUUAAAUCGUCAAGGUUUCAUACAUAGCUAUAGGUAAAUUAGCUUAGUCU
Molecule: messenger RNA, 649 nt
Organism: Hibiscus syriacus
Lineage: Eukaryota; Viridiplantae; Streptophyta; Magnoliopsida; Malvales; Malvaceae
Product: RING-H2 finger protein ATL78-like
Exons: 1
Coding region: 1-636 (211 amino acids)
Biological process (GO): protein ubiquitination
Molecular function (GO): transferase activity
Source: RefSeq, a predicted model, not a curated record